Paramecium tetraurelia is the source of this 978-nucleotide messenger RNA. RefSeq lists its product as uncharacterized. The transcript is spliced from 5 exons. Gene Ontology annotation, biological process: peptidyl-serine dephosphorylation. The record is from RefSeq and is a predicted model, not a curated record. Gene Ontology annotation, molecular function: protein serine/threonine phosphatase activity. Lineage: Eukaryota; Ciliophora; Oligohymenophorea; Peniculida; Parameciidae. Gene Ontology annotation, cellular component: cytoplasm.
AAAGUAAAUCUUUAAUUAAUGGACAUCGAUCGUCAUAUUGCAUCAUUACUUUCAGGAGGAUGCCUUCCAGAAAGAGAUUUAAAGUUGAUUUGCGAAAGAGCAAAGGAAAUCUUCUUAGAGGAGUCAAAUGUGUAGCCAGUGAAGGCCCCAGUGAAUGUUUGUGGUGAUAUUCAUGGUCAAUUUUAUGAUUUGCAAGCAUUAAUUAAAGAAGGAGGAGAUAUUCCAGAGCAUAAUUAUAUUUUUAUUGGUGAUUUCGUUGAUCGAGGAUAUAAUAGUGUGGAAACCAUGGAGUAUUUACUUUGUUUGAAAGUGAAAUAUCCUGGUAACAUCGUUCUGUUGAGAGGAAAUCACGAAUCCAGACAGUGCACUUAGGUUUACGGAUUUUAUGAAGAGUUGUUAAGAAAAUAUGGGAAUAGCAGUCCUUGGAGAUUGUUUAUGGAAGUUUUUGAUUGCUUACCAUUAGCUGCUUUAAUUGAAGGUUAAAUACUCUGCGUGCAUGGUGGAUUGUCUCCAGAUAUGAGGACAAUAGAUUAGAUCAGAACGAUAGAUAGAAAAAUUGAAAUUCCACAUGAAGGUCCAUUUUGUGAUUUGAUGUGGUCAGAUCCUGAAGAAGUAGAAUAUUGGGCUGUUAAUUCCAGAGGUGCAGGAUAUUUGUUUGGCGCUAAAGUAACAAAGGAAUUUUGUAGACUUAAUGAUUUGACUUUAAUAUGUAGAGCACAUCAAUUAGUUAUGGAAGGAUAUAAAUACUGGUUCCCUGACUAAAAUUUAGUAACUGUGUGGUCUGCUCCUAAUUAUUGUUACAGAUGUGGAAAUAUAGCUUCGAUUUUAUGCUUAGAUGACUAACUGUAAUAAACAUGGAAAACAUUCAAGGAAGUACCAGAGAGUGCGAAAAGUACAAAUCCUAAAAAUGUUCUUCCAUAUUUCUUAUGAAGUAUUUUUUUAAAUAUUAAUACAUUUUUAUGUAUAAAUGAUCUUCAA